AUGCUGGGCGAGGGGGGCGAGGGGCAGAGCGAGGAGGAGCCGGACACCCGGCUGAGUUCUGGUGUCUCGGUGGUGGAACGCAACGCCCGUGUCAUCAAGUGGCUCUACGGCUGCCAGAGAGCCUGGGCGGCUGCCAAGGAAUCCACGGUGCGCUACUUCAUAGACCUGACCAGCAUGAAGGAACACUUCAGGUCCAAGGUGCACAAGAAAAGGCUGAAGCAGCUGCGGGAGGCUCCGUACACGCAGGAGGAGGCCGAGCGCGCCGCCGGGAUGGGCUCCUACGUCCCCCCGAAGAAAGUGGAGGUGCAGACCCAGCCCCUGGAGGAGGUUGUUGAGAUGGAGGCAUCCAGCUGA
This is a messenger RNA of Chaetura pelagica (chimney swift), 354 nucleotides long. It is a transcript of the gene ZNF593, whose product is annotated as zinc finger protein 593. The coding region runs from base 1 to 354 and encodes 117 amino acids. NCBI's taxonomy places the organism in Eukaryota, Metazoa, Chordata, Aves, Apodiformes, Apodidae. The record is from RefSeq and is a predicted model, not a curated record. The transcript has 4 exons.